Messenger RNA from Geodia barretti, 708 nucleotides. NCBI's taxonomy places the organism in Eukaryota, Metazoa, Porifera, Demospongiae, Tetractinellida, Geodiidae. The record is from the annotation of a GenBank genome assembly.
AUGGGAAAGCUGGACGACAAGGUAGCGCUGAUAACCGGCUCGGGCCGGAACAUUGGGAGAGCCACCGCCCUCAAGUUCGCCGAAGAGGGCGCUGACAUUAUUGUUAACGCCCGCAGCAACCGGGAGGAGGCCGAAUCGGUGGCUGAAGAGAUACGAGUUCUGGGCCGGCGAGCCCUGCCUGUCCUGGCCGACGUGUCCAACAAGGAGCAGGUGGACAGCAUGGUCAAGAUGGGCCUGGACGAAUUUGGCCGGAUUGACAUUCUUCUUAACAAUGCCGCCAUCCGACCCCACAAGCCGUUUCUGGAAUUGACCGUGGAGGACUGGGAAUAUGUGAGGGGGGUGGUACUGGACGGCGCCUUUUACUGCACCCACGCGGUAAUGCCUUCGAUGGUAGAGAACAACUAUGGUCGGGUGCUCUUCUUCACUGGCGACGGCGCCUGGGCUGGAGGGGCCCAACGGGGGCACGUAUCGGCUGCCAAGAUGGGACUGGUUGGCUUUUCGCGGAGUCUGGCCACCGAGUUUGCACCCAACAACGUACGGGUUAACGUAGUAUCCCCGGGCAGCAUCGACACAAGCCGGGCCAAUCCGGAGUGGUACGUCGAAAGUCGGCCUCCCAGUGCCUCCGGCAUCCCCCUGGGCGCCAGGGCAAAACCGACGAAAUCGCCGCCGCCUGCCUGUUCCUGGUCAGCGACGACGGGGGAUUUAUAA